This is a messenger RNA of Gongylonema pulchrum, 408 nucleotides long. NCBI's taxonomy places the organism in Eukaryota, Metazoa, Nematoda, Chromadorea, Rhabditida, Gongylonematidae. The record is from the annotation of a GenBank genome assembly.
AUGAGUGGACCAUCGUCAUCACAAAUAGCAGCAACAGCAGAAGCAGCAGCAGCGUCUGGCGCCGCCGGCACAUCUUCGUCGACAGUAUCAGCGAGCAACAAUCUGACGAUAAUCGUGCUUGGCAUGGCUGGGUCCGGCAAAACCGCCUUCAUCCAGCGUGUAUCAGCACGGCUGCGCGAAACAAACACAACACCAUAUGUGGUGAAUUUGGAUCCGGCUGUGAGCAGACUUCCAUAUGCAGUGGAUAUUGAUAUUCGGGAUACGGUGAAAUACAAGGAAGUGAUGAAGCAGUAUAGCCUGGGACCAAAUGGCGCCAUCUUGACAUGCCUUAAUUUAAUGUGCACCAAAUUUCAUCAGGCAAUUUCUUCAUUUUCCAAUAUUACUACUCUUAAUUUAACAUCCACCUAA